This is a messenger RNA of Penicillium canescens, 1792 nucleotides long. It is a transcript of the gene aspB, whose product is annotated as septin AspB. Gene Ontology annotation, cellular component: septin complex; septin ring; microtubule cytoskeleton. Gene Ontology annotation, biological process: cytoskeleton-dependent cytokinesis. The transcript is spliced from 3 exons. NCBI's taxonomy places the organism in Eukaryota, Fungi, Ascomycota, Eurotiomycetes, Eurotiales, Aspergillaceae. Bases 1 to 1395 code for a protein of 464 amino acids. Gene Ontology annotation, molecular function: GTP binding; GTPase activity; molecular adaptor activity. The record is from RefSeq and is a predicted model, not a curated record.
AUGCUGAUAGGUUCUCAAGCUUCGCCGGUUGCGAACGGUUCCCCCGUCGCGUCUCCGGUCGCGUCCCGGGACUCGCCCACCCCCAGCAACAGCAUGGAUUCGCCUUUCGUCGAGCGCAGCAACCCAAUGGGCUCCGGCAAUGCCCAGACCGUCACCUCCCGCGACCCCAAGGCUGUGGCCCAGGCUGCCACCGACAUGAAGAACGUUGUUCGCCGCAAGCUUACUGGCUACGUCGGUUUUGCCAACCUGCCCAACCAGUGGCACCGCAAGAGUGUUCGCAAGGGCUUCAACUUCAAUGUGAUGGUUGUUGUCCACCCUCGUGAACACCCUGUUCAACACCUCCCUCUACCCCCUAAGGAGCGCACUGGCCCCAACGCCGAUAUCAUCCCCAAGACCGUGUCGAUCCAGUCGACCAGCGCCGACAUUGAGGAGAACGGUGUCCGCCUCCGCCUGAGCGUGAUCGAUACCCCCGGAUUCGGUGACUUUGUCAACAACGAUGACUCGUGGCGCCCAAUUGUCGAGAACAUCGAGCAGCGCUACGAUACCUACCUCGAGGCUGAGAACAAGGUCAACCGCAGCAACAUUGUCGACAACCGCAUCCACGCCUGUGUCUACUUCAUUCAGCCUACGGGCCACUCCCUGAAGCCCCUGGACAUUGAGGUUAUGCGCCGUCUCCACACCAAGGUUAACCUGAUUCCCGUCAUUGCCAAGGCUGAUACCUUGACCGACGAGGAGGUUGCCGCUUUCAAGCAGCGUAUUCUUGCCGAUAUCGAACAACACUCCAUCCAGAUUUUCGAGGGUCCCCGCUACGAGCUCGACGAUGAGGAGACCAUUGCCGAGAACCAGGAGAUCAUGUCCAAGGUUCCCUUCGCCGUCGUCGGUGCCAACUCUGAGGUUACUACUGCUGACGGUCGCCGCGUCCGUGGCCGUAGCUACCCCUGGGGUAUCAUCGAAGUCGACAAUGAGGAGCACUGCGACUUUGUCAAGCUGCGCCAGAUGCUGAUCCGCACCCACAUGGAGGAGCUCAAGGAGCACACCAACAACUUCCUGUACGAGAACUACCGUUCCGACAAGCUCACCCAGAUGGGUGUUGCUCAGGACCCUAGCGUUUUCAAGGAGGUCAACCCUGCCGUGAAGCAGGAGGAGGAGCGCGCCCUCCACGAGCAGAAGCUGGCCAAGAUGGAAGCCGAAAUGAAGAUGGUCUUCCAGCAGAAGGUCGCCGAAAAAGAGAGCAAGCUCAAACAGAGCGAAGACGAACUCUACGCCCGACAUCGCGAGAUGAAGGAUCAGUUAGAUCGCCAGCGCGGAGAACUCGAGGAGAAAAAGAAUCGCCUCGAAAGCGGACGCCCCAUCGAAGAGAAGGGAGGCAAACGCAAGGGCUUCUCUCUUCGCUAAUGUCCAUGCCUAUUACUCCCACGCUGCCUGUGUCUUUGUAUCUGUCUGGCCUAUAUUCCACGCACACAGAGACCCCCACUCAUUCCCUUUUAUUUUUCCUUACUUGUCCAUCACACUCCCUUAUCCACUAACGCAACUGCUUUCUCACUGGAUGGGCCCACGCACCGAAAAGAAUGGUUUUUUUCUGAUUGAUUGAUAAUUCGACCCUGCGAGGGUCGGCCUGGGACCUUUUCACUUCUUGUGAUGUACUUUUUGCUACGCCAUAUCUUGUCUUGCCGCUUUUCCGUGUGCCCUAUUACCCGCUCAUUUCGUUACUUUUCCUUACCUUUUGGGACAUUUGGUUGUUCGCCGCUUGUCCGUGUGUUAGUCAAUUCAGCGCUUCAGCUUAAUCUUUGAA